ACACACACACACACACACACACACACACACACGCAUAUGCUGACAGGCCCUGAAAAUCUCUCUCCUACAAGCUGAGGGGAACAUAGACACACACACAUAGACACAGACUUGCAGAGAGCUGAGUGGGGUCGGCCUCCGGCAGGUGCCCUUUUUGGGUGCCCUUGCCUUGUUUCCUGGUCAGGGGGGAGGCUUUUUUCUGGUCACUUCCUGUCAUGCCCUCAGGUAGGAUGGUGGGAAAUCCAAAGCCUUUCUUCUGGGCCGUAACCCUAACCCUGUUGAAGACCAUCUUCAACCCUGCCCCCGCCAUCGCCGGCCUGCAUGCUGACUUCUACAGGACCUCAGACAUCUUCUGCUGCAAUGAGUCUGAGGCGGAGCUGUUGACGGGGGUGGUGGUCCGCAGCGUGGAGGAUGCCGCCAGGGCGGGGGAGGAGUUUCUGCAGCGGGGGUGUGGCUCCGUGAUCGUCACACUGGGUCCCCAGGGCUGCGUGGUGCUGACGGCGCAGGACCCCACCCCCCGGCACAUCCCUGCCAAGCCCGUCACGCCGCUGGACACCACGGUACGGUCUGCACACCCUGCCCCCUUGUAGGCGGAGUCUCAUUUCUAACCAAUCACAAAUCGCACUUUAAUGAAUACACUGAGUUAGCGAUAUUAUUGUUCCAACAGCCCUUGGAGACUCGUAAACUUAUUUAAACGGUGAAAAUCACCACUCCACCGUUAUUUCUCUUCCGUCACUCCGCUUUCUCUCUCGUCGUUUACGGGUUGACUCAUCCCGGCCGCUGCUGCAUCUUUUGUCCUUGCCGGAGUAUGAACGCGUGCAUUUCCUGUCCGCGGUCACCGGCCUCCCAGUGCUCCCAGCGCCUCCACUUACCACCAGCAGGACUUCCCUCCAGCCCUUCAUCCCUCGCCGCUGACCCACCGCCCCCACGCUUUCGUUUAUUUCAGUUUUUUUUUCCCUCUUUUCAGCGCUGAAUAUUAAUCAGCACGGACGUGUGGCGGCAGAAUUGCACUGAAUAAUUUUACACGGACAGAGAUGCGAUCGAUUGACUUUUGACUGCGACCGAGCUGGACGUCAUUUGGAGAGUCUGUCCGUGCCGUGGGCGGGGAUUUUCUUAACUCCAAGCCCUCAAGCUUCGGAGACGGGAAACUUAAUCUAUCUGUAUCCGUCCCACUCAUUGGGAUAGUACCUUUUCCACCCCGCCCCUCUUCAGGCAUGCCAGGCUCAGCAGGAACAUCACGUCUUGGACCUCCGUGGCCCGCACUUCCCUGAUUCAUCCUGGUGAUGGCGCCCUGAGUCCCGCUUCAUAACGGACAGAUCUGUCCAGGCCGUGUCAGCUGACCUGUGCUUUAGAUGAAAACCAGGUGUUUCUGAGCAGACCUGUAUCCUUGUGGGGGGGGCACUGUUUACAGCCCACACUUCCCCCCUACCCACAGGGAUUUUAGAAGCAGCUGGAGCGUGUGUGGUGUGGGGGGGGGGGAUAUGCCCCGGCCUGUGAGUCACCCCACAGCCCCGCACAGUCAGCAGAAAGAGGGCAGCCUGCGGUGGAGCCGCCGUUACCGCUCUCCUGCCCUGCUUUGAUGCGAGAUACCGCCACUGCCGUAAAUCUCGCCUUGUUUAACUUUUCUUUGGAUGCCCCGAUCCCUCUUCCAGUAAUCCCCCUAAUUACCCCCUCCCCCCUCUGUUUCCCGGACUUUCUCUCCCCCAUUUCUCGUUGGUUCUGUUUGUUUGAAAGACGGUGAAAUGUUUACGGCUGUUGUGAGCGGCACGGUCCUGUGGGCAGCCACACGGCGGCAGAAAUGCGCAUCCUCCCGGCCGCUCCGGCAGUGAGAGGCGGCGUGUGAAAGUGUGAGAGCUUCUUUUUUUUUUUUUGUUUUUUUUUCACGCAUCGCAAAGCAUUAUGGGAGAGGACCGGAGGAGGAGGUCGAGCUGGAGGCCGCGCAGUGACUCACACAGAGAAUUAGCGCCGGAUUUGCCCGGCUGUGACUCUCAUGGUCCCCUCAGGUUCUGUCCAAUCCAAUCCAGCUCACCACCAUUGGGCCUGGGGGGACGGGAGGUUGUAGGCUAUACCUCCCGGGUGCACCGGGGGGGGGGGCAGAGAAAAUGAAUGGGUCCAGCUGUCACUUCUCCACUGGAAUAUGUGCCUCCCCCCUUUGUUGUGCUUCUAAACAGCAUGCACCUCGCUGCAUUUUC
Paramormyrops kingsleyae is the source of this 2189-nucleotide messenger RNA. The record is from RefSeq and is a predicted model, not a curated record. Lineage: Eukaryota; Metazoa; Chordata; Actinopteri; Osteoglossiformes; Mormyridae.